Molecule: messenger RNA, 1092 nt
Organism: Culicoides brevitarsis
Lineage: Eukaryota; Metazoa; Arthropoda; Insecta; Diptera; Ceratopogonidae
Exons: 7
Coding region: 1-1092 (363 amino acids)
Biological process (GO): sensory perception of taste; male courtship behavior; chemosensory behavior
Cellular component (GO): membrane; dendrite; neuronal cell body
Source: RefSeq, a predicted model, not a curated record
AUGAGGAAUAGUACUACUCAAUAUUUGACAACUGAUGCAAUGUACAAUAUUUUUCCAAUGUUACUAUUGAUGUUGGCUUUAACAACCGUUUGUUCAAAUGCCGUUGAAAGUUUUCAGAAGUUGAUUGCUGAAAUUUAUUCCCUCACAAACAAGAUUUUAAUCGAAAAUCCACUAAUUGCACAAUUAGAGCAAAUUUUACAAAUUUUGACGCAAAAUCCCAUCGAAUUUGGCGUCGCUGGAGCACUUUUUGUGAUCAACAAGGGUCUCAUUAUAUCUAUCAUGGAGCUGCUUGUUGGUUACUACACGAUGCUUUUGUCCUUCACACCUCGAUUAUCGAACUGCACUUAUAUAUUAGCGUUCGAAUUAGAGUCUCUGAGUCUCUUCGUCAUGAUCCAGUUGAAUCAAUAUUUUGCGUAUUGGUAUCACAUAAUCAUCUCAAUUAUCAUUGCGUCAGUCAGAGCGGUGCAAUUUGUGUUUUUUAUCGAUAUGUUGCAAGCGCGUCUCGGAAUGCUCAACGAAUGUCUCGAGGAAUGCGUUGAAUCGCAACUGGGAUUUUUGGAGAUACCGUCGGAUUUCUUCUUGCAUGACGUUUUGCGGAGAAAAUUGAGGCAACAGCGGUUGUUCCGGCAGUUUUGCGUGAUAAAAGACGUUUUUAAGAGACUUGGUGACGUUCAUCGACUCUGCAAUGAGGUUUUUGGGAACUCGAUGUUGGCGAUUGUCUUGCAGAUUUUUAUUUUUUUGUGUACAAAUACGUAUUGGAGCAUUUUGCAACACACGGAAAAAAUUUCAACGAUUUUUCCCAUGGAUCCUAUCGUACAUAUCAUUUCGCUGAGCAUUCAAUUGUUCUUCAUGGUCGAUCGAUGUACGAAAUGUCAGGCGCAUCUCGUUACGAUGAAAAAACUAAUCGAUAAGCUUGACCUAAAAGAGGAUCAGGACUUUAUCAAGGACUUUGCUCUUCAAAUCACUCAUUCCAACUUUACCGUAUCAGCAAAUGGCUACUUUGACUUCAACUAUCAGCUCAUAAGUUCAGUUUAUUCCUCUGUCAUGACUUAUAUUUUGGUUAUGGCGCAAUUCGAAGCCGAAGAAAGUUAA